Messenger RNA from Culex quinquefasciatus (southern house mosquito), 1065 nucleotides. RefSeq names its product laminin subunit beta-1. The transcript is spliced from 5 exons. Bases 1 to 1065 code for a protein of 354 amino acids. Lineage: Eukaryota; Metazoa; Arthropoda; Insecta; Diptera; Culicidae. The record is from RefSeq and is a predicted model, not a curated record.
AUGAUCAAGUCGGCUAACCACGUGGUGACCAACCUGACCGACAUCAUCGACAACAACACGGCCACGCCGGAGAAGAUCCGCGAGCUUGCGGAGCAGAUCCAGCAGUACACGCUACAGCUGCAGCCGGACCAGAUCCAAACGCUGGCCGAGCAGAUCGACGAGGCAGUGUCGCACCUGGAGUCGAUUAUCCGGAACACCGAGCACGAUCUGAAGCAGCAGGAUUACGCGCCAAGUAGGAUAGGUUUGGGGAGGGAACCAAGACAGUCGAUCAAGCGCGCCAACGAGGACAUUCAGUCGGUUAAGAUUGAUCUUGAAGAGAUUGACAAGGAAACGGACGACGCGUACAACCGGGCCAUCGUGGCCGCCGGCAAGGUGGACGAGCUGGAGACGCGCCUCAACAAGCUGCACGUGAGCAACGUGCAGAACCAGCAGGACGCCGAGGAGAUCAUCAAGCAGGCGGAAACGGUCAAGGAGUCGGCCAACAAUGCGCAUGUACUAAGACUCGGAAUAUCGUUACAGCUGAAGGAUACGUACAAAACGGCGGUAGCGACGCUGACCGUAAGAUCGAACGCGUCCGAGAGUGCACGCGAACGGGCCCAGAACCUGCUGAACCGUGCCUCCAAGAACACCGUUGAGACCACCUUUCAGCUUAAGAAAUUUGAGUCUGGAAUCUGCGAGGAGGAGAAACUCGAGCUGCAGAAGCUGAUAGAGCGGGUCCCCGUCUGCUGCGUGCCAUCUACAAGAUCGUCCUACAUCGCGAGUGGGCCCAGCUGCAGACAAGUGUUCAAUGCUGUGCAAAAUGAUCGAUCGGCGCAUGUGGCAGAGCAUGUCCCCGUUACGCCAGUUGCUAGGAUAGAUCGAGAAGAAGAUAGGAAAAAAAACUUCCCGUGGGAGCGGCUGUACGAUCUGGAAGCGGACAAGAUUGAGCUGCACAAAACGUACGAGUCGAACCAAAAGGACCUGGACUCGCUCGAGAGCAAGAUCCAGGGCCUGACAGAGCAGAUCAACACGCACCUCAACAAGAUCCAAAGUGACGCCGACCGGUACCGCCAGUGCACGACGUGA